Molecule: messenger RNA, 1945 nt
Organism: Fusarium vanettenii 77-13-4
Lineage: Eukaryota; Fungi; Ascomycota; Sordariomycetes; Hypocreales; Nectriaceae
Exons: 4
Coding region: 272-1717 (481 amino acids)
Source: RefSeq, a predicted model, not a curated record
CAAUUCUCCCUAGAGGAGCUUCAUUGCUAUCUACAGACAGUCGUUGAAUUGCUCUGUCUUGAACGAACCCCCCAGCUGCUCGCUUAUCGUACAUCCGUCUCUGUUGUCGAUAUCGCCCACCUCGUGCCGUCAUAGCCGCUUCUUUUUGCAGUGACGAUCCCCCACCGCCGGUUGCUGCGACGGAAACGGCGGAAACGGCGUCGCCAACGUUCGAAUUUCUUGGGAGAGCCAUCGCGAAGUUGAGAACGCGACACAGAAACUGGACGCCAUCAUGGCUGUUAGCUAUAGGGCGAAAGCUAUGACAGCUCCCUCGUUGGGGCUGGUCAUUGCUUUCUUUGGAGCUGUUACCCAAGCUCAUGAGCACGAUACAAGCAAAAUCCCUGAAGGCCAGACAGUGUCUGUAGAACCUUUGGAUACUGUGUUAUGGAUUCACAUCUUCGUCCAGAUGUUGGCUUAUGGUGUAAUCUUUCCGAUUGGCAUGGUUCUAGGUAUGACCAAAAACCGAUGGCAUGUCCCGACCCAAGCCGUUGGCACCGUCCUCGCCAUUAUUGGCUUCUUCCUCGGCCACGCGCACAAGGGCCGCCAAUUCAUCCCCAACCACGUCCACGGAAAGUUCGCACACAUCCUUCAGCUGCUCCUCGUCGCGCAGGUUUCCAUUGGAGUGUAUCUCAAGCUUCAUUGGGAGAAGGGUAUCAACGGAAAGAUUCGAAAGAUUGUCCGCCCGUGCCAUGGCAUCAUUGGCAAGGCAAUGCCUAUUCUGGCGUGGACGCAGAUGAUCUUUGGCGGCAUCACAGCUCUGGGCUUCUGCCAGGGCUCACACACCGGCCAAUGCGCAGCUCACUUCAUCAUGGGAGGUGCCUUUAUCGCCUACGGAAUUGUCCUUACCAUCCUGCUUCUCGUCGGUCAGCUAUGGAUUCGAAGCCGCGGACGCUCGCAGGAAUUUUACGACAGUGCCGUGAUAGCUGCAUGGGGCUUCGUCAAUACAUUUACCGAGCACCGCUGGGGUGGACCUUGGGUCAAGAAUGACUGGCAGCAUACGACUAUGGGCGUCAUCUGGUGGUGCGCCGGUCUGGCUGGUGUUUGGCUGAGCAAGGAUCGUGAUGGACGUCCCAAGCGCAACUUCAUCCCAGGAUUCGUGAUCCUCAUUACUGGCUGGGCCAUGUCUGCCCACCCGCAGGACCUGAUGGUCAGUGCUGCGACGCAUACCAUGUUUGGAUAUACCCUCAUGGGUGUCGGCUUCACUCGAAUCAUCGAGAUUGCUUUUGUUCUCAAGGAUGCGCACUCUAUCUCGGAAGAUGGUCGAUCUGCCAACAGCUUCCAGUUCAUUCCCGUAUUUCUCAUGUAUGCUGCCGGCUUCCUUUUCAUGGGAGCCACCGAGGAGCAGAUGAACCUUGUCGCCGGCUCUAGCAUGGAUCACGUCUCGUACAUCCUCAUCACAUUUUCGCUUGCCUCACUGAUGUUCCUGUUCUCCAACAUGCUCAUCCACCUUUGGGACCGGCUUGCGCACCCUCCGCUGAACACUAAGGAUUUCGAUACCAAUCACACACAUACGAACGGCCGAGCUGUCGAGGAUGGACAGAUCCGAGAUGCUGAGGAGUUUGAACUGGAUGGACUCAUGAGCGAUGACGAAGAUGAUCCCAGUCGACGAAUGCUUGGACCCAACAGCGAAGACAGCGGAAGCACCAUGGGAAGGAAUCACCAAACCCGUGUUCAAUAAGAAUGAAAGACCUAGGAAGCUUUAGCUAAGAAGAGGUUUGAAGGACUCAGGAUACGUCAAGGCAAGGGCUCUUAUACAUUGACUGACUGAGAUGGGUGUAAAUGAUGAUGCGACAACGCGACCUUUUGGAAAUCUGAUGAUAAAAUGAUACGGGAAAGGAGUCUGUAUAAAAUAGAUGCUAUCUAGAGCUACAUAUUAGGCGUAAUAUUGAAUGGGCUUUGAAUAUUG